AUGAGCAGCUUUAAGAAUCGCCUGCCAGCCGUGUCGGCUGCACAGGCGCUUGACGAUCUGAACGAUGAUCCCUCACAAUUCGUGUCAACAGGCCUCGGAAGCCUUGACCGGGCGCUGACAGCCACGCCAGAAAGUCUCCGAGAUCAGCAACAGGAUGGCAGCGGCGACCGUGCCGAAAACCAUGUUGGUAACGGCAGCGGGCCUCCUGGUGCCCCGUCCGGCCUUUGUCGGGGCCAAGUAACCGAGAUUUGGGGUCCUCCCGGCGUAGGGAAGACAGCGAUGGGGAUUCAAAUUGCCGCUUCUGCCUUGUCCGAUGGCCGGGGUGUGGUGUGGCGUUUUGCCCAUGUCGUUGAAGCUGCGCGCAUAAAGGGCAGGCCGGAACAGAUUUUAGGCAGGGGUGCUUCAGAUGGACAAAGAAGGCAGCAGUCUGGACUCGAACGGGAAGAAGAAGAACAUGCUGACGGCGAUGAGGAUGGCGCCCCCGGCGAAAAGGCGGAGCAUGAAACCGAUACCGAAGCCAACGCAUUCGUUCACUACACAUCGCUCCUAAACGAAGCUUUUCCCAAGGCUCCGGAUGGCCGGAAUCUCAAAUCUAGCAAAGCUUCGGGGCUUUCUACGAGGCGGCUACAAACAGUCCAAUACGUGAUUGGUGCUCUGCAAAAGCUGGCGGCCACGCGUAAUUGCGCCGUCGUCUUGCUAUCGCAGUGUGUAACCAAGAUGCAGUCUCAGAAUCGAGGAGCAGCCUUGAUGCCGAGCAUUAGUGCCGGUGUCUGGGAACAGGGCCUCACUACUAGGAUUGCCCUGUUUCGUGACUGGAUGUGGAAGGACGGGAUACCCAUAGAUACACGCUUUGUGGGGAUUCAAAGGCUGGCUGGUAAGGCUAUACCCGGUAGCGGCAUCCAAAAGGUGGCCGCGUUUAGAGUGGAAUCGUUUGGACUGGCCGAGGUUGAGUUUGACGAGGCUGAACAACAGCGCGAGCAGCUCCGAGCCGGCAAUGGCAGGUCUCAGACAAAGCGCAAGCUCGGAGUUACGAGGCAGGAAGUGCCCGACAGUGACGAAGAGUACGGCUGGGACUCGGAUGACAACGCUCACCUACCACCGGAGCCUCCACAAUGGCAGGGGAGUGAAGACCUCAUCAUCGGUACACAGCGGAGCCUAGACGGGGAGGAAACCGAGGGGGAUGGUGACGCCGAGUUGGAGACCGAUGAAGGACCCGAGGAUGGACAGGCGACUACCGAGAAGCGCGGGUACUCGGGGGUCUCGCGCUAG
Messenger RNA from Parascedosporium putredinis, 1269 nucleotides. Lineage: Eukaryota; Fungi; Ascomycota; Sordariomycetes; Microascales; Microascaceae. The record is from the annotation of a GenBank genome assembly.